Messenger RNA from Penaeus monodon (black tiger shrimp), 852 nucleotides. RefSeq lists its product as uncharacterized. The transcript has a single exon. The record is from RefSeq and is a predicted model, not a curated record. Lineage: Eukaryota; Metazoa; Arthropoda; Malacostraca; Decapoda; Penaeidae. Bases 1 to 852 code for a protein of 283 amino acids.
AUGAGCAGGAGAAAUAGCAUUAGUAGUCGUAUAAGUAGCCGCAGGAGUAGAAAUAGCAGGAGAAAUAGCAGGAGAAAUAGCAUUAGUAGUCGUAUAAGUAGCCGCAGGAGUAGAAAUAGCAGGAGAAAUAGCAUUAGUAGUCGUAUAAGUAGCCGCAGGAGUAGAAAUAGCAGGAGAAAUAGCAUUAGUAGUCGUAUAAGUAGCCGCAGGAGUAGAAAUAGCAGGAGAAAUAGCAUUAGUCGUCGUAUAAGUAGUCCCAGUAGUAGAUAUAGCAGGAGAAAUAGCAUUAGUGGUCGUAUAAGUAGUCCCAGUAGUAGAUAUAGCAGGAGAAAUAGCAUUAGUGGUCGUAUAAGUAGCCGCAGGAGUAGAAAUAGCAGGAGAAAUAGCAGGAGAAAUAGCAUUAGUGGUCGUAUAAGUAGCCGCAGGAGUAGAAAUAGCAGGAGAAAUAGCAUUAGUGGUCGUAUAAGUAGCCGCAGGAGUAGAAUGAGCAGGAGAAAUAGCAUUAGUGGUCGUAUAAGUAGCCGCAGGAGUAGAAAUAGCAGGAGAAAUAGCAUUAGCAGUCGUAUAAGUAGCCGCAGGAGUAGAAAUAGCAGGAGAAAUAGCAUUAGUGGUCGUAUAAGUAGCCGCAGGAGUAGAAAUAGCAGGAGAAAUAGCAUUAGUGGUCGUAUAAGUAGCCGCAGGAGUAGAAAUAGCAGGAGAAAUAGCAGGAGAAAUAGCAUUAGUAGUCGUAUAAGUAGCCGCAGGAGUAGAAAUAGCAGGAGAAAUAGCAUUAGUAGUCGUAUAAGUAGCCGCAGGAGUAGAAUGAGCAGGAGAAAUAGCAUUAGUGGUCGUAUAAGUAGCCGCAGGAGUUGA